AGAGACGCUGUGCAAAUCGACCGAGUGCGUCACGUGAGAUCCACGUUGUGGUCCAUUGUAGGCACUAUGCCGGAGCUGCCUCGGACAGUCUGCCUAUGAUCCAAAAUGAUUCUUGAAUGGGACCUUGUGCGAGAGCGACGCAUCGUUGGUGAAGCGUGGACCUGGAGGUGACUUUGCUCACGUGACCGCUGUCGGGGAAUUCUCGGCAGCUUUCAUUCGAGAUUUUGGCUUGCGACCGCGACCGCGACAGACAGGACAGCCAACAGUCGCGUUGGGCUCAUACUGCACUUCCCUUCACGAUAAUAGCAACAACAUCAACAACAUGCUUUGUGCAAUCUCUGGCGAAGCGCCUCAAGAGCCAGUUGCCAGUCGCAAAAGUGGCAAUGUCUUCGAAAAACGCUUGAUCCAAGCUUACAUCUCCGAGCACGGCACCGAUCCAGUCAAUGGAGAAGAUCUCACAGUGGAGGACCUGGUGGAUCUCAAGCAGCCGCGCACCGUGAAGCCUCGACCGCCGACUCUUACCUCGAUCCCAGCUCUAUUAUCGACCUUUCAGAAUGAGUGGGAUGCCAUCAUUCUCGAGGCAUAUCAGCUGAAGCAACAGCUUGCCGAGACGAGGCAGGAACUGAGUACGGCACUCUACUACAAUGACGCUGCGCAACGAGUAAUUGCGCGACUGCAGAAGGAGCGAGAUGAAGCACGAGACGCGCUAUCGAGAGUCUCCGUCAGUGGCACUUCAAAUGGGACGAAUGGGACGAGUGGCGACGCCAUGCAGGUUGACAACCAGCCUCUUUCCGGCAAUGCUGUGAUGAAGGUCACGGAAACACAGGAGCGUCUUUCAGGUACGCGCAAGCAACGUGUUGUACCACAGGACUGGGCGACGGGAGAACAGUUGGAGAGCUUCGAUGUCACAACUUCAGUCGAUACUCAGUUCACAGGAGCGAAGCACCUGUCUACAGACGCGACUGGAGAUUUCUUCUUGACUGGUGACUCGGACGGAACCAUGGGCAUCUUCGACCUCGCGGCGGGAGCAUUCACGACGAGGAGCAACCUAGGUGCAGGGGCCAUUCUCAGCGGUGCGUGGGCCAACGAUAAGCAAGCUGUAUCUACGGCCAACGGCACGGUUGUGGUAGCGCAGGAAGGUGCCAUACAAGGAAAGUUCCAGCAGCACGCAGGCGCUGCCACAGCCCUUGCGACUCAUCCCAGCGGGGAGUUGUUGGCUUCCGCUGGGUACGACAAGAGCUAUAUUGUCUACGACCUCAGCACAAUGCAUGUGCUGACACAGGUGUUUGGGGACAUCGAGCUCACGAGCAUCGCCUUCCACCCAGACGGCCACCUGCUCGCAGUGGGAGGUGCUGAUGGUUCGCUCAGGCUCUAUGAUGUGAAGAGCUCACAAUUAGCACACACUUUCCCAUCACCAGCUGGAGCGAGCCCCGUAGUCGCCAUCGCAUUUUCGGAGAACGGUACCUGGCUCGCAUCUGCCAACGCCGGGCAGACCGCGCUUACGGUCUGGGACCUCCGAAAGCUCAAAGCGCUCCGCACAAUCGAUGUGGGAACUGCCGUUACUGGCCUCUCUUGGGACUUUACAGGUCAAUUCCUGGCAGCCAGUGGACCAGGAGGCGUUACCGUGUCGCACUAUACAAAGAGCAGCAAGACAUGGAGUACGCCUUUGAGCAAAGCUCUGAAUGCGGUAGACGUGAAAUGGGGAUCCAAGGCAUCGAGUCUGGUAGCGCUUACAGACAGUGCUAUCGUCGUUCUCCGAGCAUAGGUAGACGCCUUUGGGAAAAGCUGCUCAGCAGUCAGCGAUCCAUCUCAUAGCAUCGCGCCAAUGAAGAUGUUCUCGUUGUAUAUUCGAGAAAUAGGCGUUGAUCAUAGCGUUUGUAGCAUAGUAGUAUUCUCGGAGUCAAAAAAGCCCGUCGGCACUUGCCUGUAGA
Sphaerulina musiva SO2202 is the source of this 1931-nucleotide messenger RNA. RefSeq names its product cell cycle control protein. Bases 323 to 1765 code for a protein of 480 amino acids. Gene Ontology annotation, molecular function: protein binding; ubiquitin protein ligase activity. Lineage: Eukaryota; Fungi; Ascomycota; Dothideomycetes; Mycosphaerellales; Mycosphaerellaceae. Gene Ontology annotation, biological process: DNA repair; mRNA splicing, via spliceosome; protein ubiquitination. The record is from RefSeq and is a predicted model, not a curated record. The transcript is spliced from 4 exons. Gene Ontology annotation, cellular component: cytoplasm; U2-type catalytic step 1 spliceosome; Prp19 complex.